Molecule: messenger RNA, 384 nt
Organism: Paramecium tetraurelia
Lineage: Eukaryota; Ciliophora; Oligohymenophorea; Peniculida; Parameciidae
Exons: 1
Molecular function (GO): zinc ion binding
Source: RefSeq, a predicted model, not a curated record
AUGAAUGAUAACAAUUUGGACGCAUAGUAAUAAUAAACUAGAAGUGGAUAGUCAUAAGCAACAUAUAAAUCUAUUAAAUCACAGAAUAUUGAGUUACAAAUUAACACUAACACUCUCAUUUAAUAAGAAAGUUCAUAUCCAAAUGUUCCAUAAACAAGGCAAUCAGAAAAGCUAUUAUGUUCAAAAUGCAAUGUUCCUGUAGACUCUGACAUAUCUUAUGAAAUGGGGAAAGGAAGCUACGUAGUAAUUAUUAUUUUACUUGCAUUAAUAAUUACUUCUUUUCUUGCAUUUCUCCCUUGCUUAUUAAACAAUUGCAAAGAUGUAUAACAUAGAUGCUCAAAAUGUACUAAACUACUAGGCACAAAAUAAUUCUUAUUUGGAUGA